Coffea arabica (coffee) is the source of this 1117-nucleotide messenger RNA. Its product is annotated as large ribosomal subunit protein uL4-like. Lineage: Eukaryota; Viridiplantae; Streptophyta; Magnoliopsida; Gentianales; Rubiaceae. Gene Ontology annotation, cellular component: ribosome. The record is from RefSeq and is a predicted model, not a curated record. Gene Ontology annotation, molecular function: structural constituent of ribosome. Gene Ontology annotation, biological process: translation.
AUUUUAAGACAUCUAAAAUGCAGUAUACCAAUUCACAAACCUUUCACCCCCAUCAGAAAUGGCUUCCGCCGCUGCUCUUCCUGUAGUUACCGUUAUCCCUCUUGAGAAUGAAAUGGAGGCCGACGCCAACUCCCUCCUUCUACCUGACGUCAUGAAAGCCCCAAUCCGGCCCGAUAUCCUCCAAGACGUUUAUCGCGACAUCUCCAAGAACUCUCGCCAACCCUACGCCGUCUCUAGGUCCGCUGGCCACCAGACCUUCGCCGAGUCAUGGGGUACUGGUCAUGCUGUUUCCCGUAUCUCUGGUGUUCCUGGCGACGGCACUCACCGUGUCGACAAGGGUGCCUAUGGCAACAUAUGCCGCAGCGGCCGCAUGUUUGCUCUGACCAAGAUUUGGCGCCGUUGGCACCGCAAGGUCCCAGUCAACAAGAAACGGUAUGCCGUGGUUUCUGCCAUCGCCCUCUCUGCAGUGCCUUCCCUUGUCAUGGCCCGUGACCACAGCAUUGAGUCUGUCCUGCAAAUCCCCUGUGUGAUCUCCGAUUCUGCUGAGGCCAUGGAGAAAACCUCCAACGCUAUCAGUCUUCUCAAGAAAAUUGGGGCUUACCCUGAUGCUGAGAAGGCUAAGGACAGCCAGGGUAUCUGCCCAGGAAAGGGUAAGAUGUGUAACUGCCGCUACAUCUGCAGGAAAGGUCCUCUGGUUGUGUAUGGUACUGAAGGGGCUAAGCUUUGUUAAACUGCCGAUAGCUUUGUUAACCUAGCUUUGUUGCAUUUUUUUCCAAUUCGGCAGGAACUUCUCACCCAUAGAGUACAAUGCUAUUAAAUGCUCUUGAGGAGAUGAAAAAGGUUGGCUUUUGGAUAUGCUCAUGAAGAUGACUUCAGUUUGACACAAAUUGCUGCUUUAGUCUAUGUUUUUGCUUGGAAAGAGUACUUUGUUUUCUUGGAUGCGUAAUGGCUGUUACUAGUUGAACUGAUGUGGACUUAGUACUCUAUUGUUUGGAUGGAUAAUGGCUGUUAGUACUUGAACUAAUGUGGGCUUUGGAACCCAUUUUGGUUAAUGUGUGUUUUGAUGAAUUUAGAGAUGUUUAUAACAAUAUAUAUAUGAGGGUUCAUUGUACAUUAA